UAGUCUGUGUAUCAACAUGGCAGAGGCAACUUUAGAAGAUAAGGAUUUGAUUACCUGUUCAAUCUGUCUGGAUCUACUGAAGGAUCCAGUGACUACUGCUUGUGGACACAGUUACUGUAUGGGCUGUAUUAAGGACUGCUGGGAUCAGGAUGAUCUGAAAGGGGUCUACAGCUGUCCCUUGUGCAUGGAAAGCUUCACCCCAAAACCUGUCCUGAGGAAAAACAUCUUAUUGGCUGAAUUAGUGGAGAAACAGAAGAAGACAAGACUCAAACCUGCUCCUCCUGCUCGCUGUUAUGCUGGACCUGGAGAUGUGGAGUGUGACUUCUGCACUGGGAGAAAACUCAAAGCAGUCAAGUCCUGUCUGGUGUGUCUGGCCUCUUACUGUAAGACUCACCUCCAGCCUCACUAUGAAUCCCCUGCCUUUAAGAAACACAAGUUGAUUGAUGUCACUGAACAACUACAGGAGAAUAUUUGCUCACAUCAUGACAAACUGCUGGAGGUUUACUGCUGUACUGAUCAGCAGUGUAUCUGUCUGCUGUGUGUGCUGGAUGAACAUAAAGGCCAUGAUACAGUCUCAGCUGCAGCAGAAAGGACUGAGAGACAGUUAAGGACCAAACACUUCAAUCAGUUGAGAGAGAAUCAGCAGAAAUCCCAGCAGAGAAUCCAGGAGAGAGAGAAGGAGAUGCAGGACCUGAAACAGGCUGUGGAUUCUCUGAAACGCUCUGCACAGGUGGAAUUAGAGGACAGUGAGAGGAUCUUUACUGAGCUGAUCCACUCCAUUAAAAAUCAAAGCUCUGAGGUGAAGGAGCUGAUCAGAGCCCAGGAGAAGGCUGAAGUGAGUCGGGCUGAAGGACUCCUGGGGAAACUGGAGCAGGAGGUGACUGAGCUGUGGAGGAAAGAUGCUGAGAUAAAGCAGCUCUCUCACACAGAGGACCACAUCCAUUUCCUCCAGAGUUUCCCAUCUUUCGGUGUCUCUCCUGAAUCUGCUGCCUUACCCAGCAUCAUUAUUAAUCCACACAUCUCCUUUGAAAAGGUUAAAAAGAUUGUCUCAGAACUGACAGAGCAACUGGAGGACGCCUGCAAGAAGCAAAAUGUCAUCAUAUCCGAGAGUUAAAUCAGUCAGAAUUAUUCCAACCCCUGAUCCUAAGACCAGAGAGGAGUUUCUACAAUGUGAGUAAUGAGCAGACACGCACACACCUUUUGUACUGCCGUGAAAAAGUAUUUACCCCCUUUCUGAUUUUCUCUAUUUGUGCUUUUUUUUUUUUUACAAUGAA
Coregonus clupeaformis (lake whitefish) is the source of this 1274-nucleotide messenger RNA. Its product is annotated as E3 ubiquitin-protein ligase TRIM47-like. The coding region runs from base 17 to 1114 and encodes 365 amino acids. Gene Ontology annotation, molecular function: zinc ion binding. NCBI's taxonomy places the organism in Eukaryota, Metazoa, Chordata, Actinopteri, Salmoniformes, Salmonidae. The transcript has 7 exons. The record is from RefSeq and is a predicted model, not a curated record.